GUCACCGAGACGUAGGGGGACACCAUGGGGCAUGGGGAUCCCGCCGAUAGCCGCGAUCUGACGCAGGCGUUUCGUAACCGAGUUGAUGAAAGGGCGGCUCGGUGGGGAGGGGGUUCCGCUACAUAUACCGCCGUCCCACAACACCCGAAACACACAUUGCUUUUGCGCCACUCGCAAACGUAGCGUUUCAAAUUUUCCCAAAAAAAAAAUCCAUCAAUCCGACAGACGAUUGAAUUCAGUCACUUUGAUCGUGGUCGAAGAGAAUUUUUUUGUGGAAUUAAGUUGAGACGCGUCUCCGGCAGUGAAACAACAAGUGUUUUCAGGCUGAGAUACUGAUAGCCAGAUUCAGAUAUUUUGCGAGUCCGCACACCACCCGUUGAAAUCACCCGAGAAAAUUUCAAUACUAUGGCCGCCGUCGCUGCUGCACAAAAGAACCGCGAGAUGUUCGCCAUCAAGAAGUCGUACAGCAUUGAGAAUGGAUAUCCGGCAAGACGUCGCUCCCUUGUGGACGAUGCCCGUUUUGAGACCCUGGUGGUGAAGCAAACCAAGCAAUCCGUGCUGGACGAAGCCCGUCUCAGGUCUAAUGACUCUAGCUGCGAGCCCGAUAUCGAAUAUGACGACAAGCCCAUGGAAAAAUCUGCCGAACAACAGCAGAAUGAUGACGAUAUUACUCUGACCGAAGAGGAAGUAGUUCUCCAAAAUGCCAUCAGCGAAGGACCGGAGGCUGAGAAGGCCACCCAAAAAGCGGCUUUCAUCCUCCGCCUCCGCGAAGGAAUGAACUCGUUGUCCCGCGUCUUGAAGGCGAUCGAAAAGUACAGCGGAUCCGUCUGCCACUUGGAAACUCGCCCCAACAACAAGGAAAACAACCAAUUGGAUGCCCUCAUCAAAGUUGAAAUGUCUCGCGUCAGCCUCUUGCAAUUGAUCAAGUCUCUGCGUCAAUCCAACUCUUUGGACCAUGUCACCUUGAUCGGAGAAGACAACAUCUCCGCCAAAAACCCGUGGUUCCCGAGACACGCCAGCGAAUUGGAUAACUGCAACCAUCUGAUGACCAAGUAUGAGCCCGACCUUGACAUGAACCAUCCCGGCUUCGCCGACAAGGAAUACAGAGCUAGACGCAAGGAAAUCGCCGAAAUUGCUUUCGCCUACAAAUAUGGUGACCCAGUCCCAUACAUCGAAUACACCGAAACCGAGAACAAGACCUGGAAAUCGGUCUUCAACACCGUGGUCGACUUGAUGCCAAAGCAUGCUUGCGCCGAAUACCAACGAGUCUUCAGGCGUCUGCAAGAGGAGGGCAUCUUCAACCCCGAGCACAUUCCCCAGCUCGAGGAAAUGUCCAACUUCUUGGCCAAGAGCACCGGUUUCACCCUCAGACCGGCCGCCGGCCUUUUGACCGCCCGCGAUUUCCUUGCCUCCUUGGCUUUCCGCAUCUUCCAGAGCACCCAAUACGUCAGACACAUCAACUCCCCCUUCCACACCCCCGAACCUGAUUGCAUCCACGAAAUCCUGGGACACAUGCCCCUGCUUGCCGACCCCAGUUUCGCUCAGUUCUCUCAGGAGAUCGGUCUCGCCUCCCUUGGCGCCUCCGACGAAGAAAUUGAAAAAUUAUCCACUGUCUACUGGUUCACCGUCGAAUUCGGUCUUUGUAAGGAAGACGGUGCCGUAAAAGCCUACGGUGCUGGACUUCUCAGCGCCUACGGAGAACUUCUCCACGCUCUCAGCGACAAGCCGGAGCACAGGGCCUUUGAACCAGCAUCCACCGCUGUGCAACCCUAUCAAGAUCAGGAAUACCAACCCAUCUACUAUGUAGCCGAGAGCUUCGAUGACAUGAAAGACAAAUUCAGACGUUGGGUCUCAUCCAUGUCCAGACCAUUCGAAGUCAGAUUCAACCCACACACCGGAAGAGUCGAGGUGUUGGAUUCGGUUGAAAAGUUGGAGUCCUUGGUACACCAGCUCAACACUGAAGUACUUCAUCUCUCAAAUGCCAUCAACAAGAUGAAGGGGCCAUCACUGUAAAUAUUUUUUCUGUGUCUAUUUUCGGUCAGCGAUCAGCAGCUAUGUGACUGGUGCUGCUCUUCGUCCAAAUCAUCGGCAUCAUAUUGUAUAAAGUCGUCAUUACGUGUAAUAUAUUAAUAAUAUUAUUAUUUGUAGCUUAGGUUAGAUUCUAGAUAAGUGACCAAGUAGAUUUGUGAUCUCACAUUAUACUUGCACUAUCCCUAUCUGCGAUAUGUUAGUAAUUUUUAGAGUGCAUGUCUCCCCCUUGUACCCUUGUAAAUUAUGCAAUGUGAAAAGACAUGUUAACAGUAUUUAAUUAAUUUAUGUAGCACCUGCACGAGAUCAUAAUAUUAUUGUAUAGAUGUAUUAAUUAAAUUAUUAUGUGUAUUAUAAAAGUAGAUCAACAAUAUAAAAUAAACGUGCAAUACAUAAAAA
Molecule: messenger RNA, 2427 nt
Organism: Aethina tumida (small hive beetle)
Lineage: Eukaryota; Metazoa; Arthropoda; Insecta; Coleoptera; Nitidulidae
Gene: ple
Product: tyrosine 3-monooxygenase
Exons: 7
Coding region: 406-2013 (535 amino acids)
Biological process (GO): dopamine biosynthetic process from tyrosine
Cellular component (GO): axon; perikaryon; cytoplasm
Molecular function (GO): iron ion binding; tyrosine 3-monooxygenase activity
Source: RefSeq, a predicted model, not a curated record